Messenger RNA from Anisakis simplex (herring worm), 423 nucleotides. The record is from the annotation of a GenBank genome assembly. NCBI's taxonomy places the organism in Eukaryota, Metazoa, Nematoda, Chromadorea, Rhabditida, Anisakidae.
AUGAUAACAGUACUAACAAUAUUAUGUGCGUUCCUAAUGAAUCUGCCAUAUUGUUGCCACUGUAAUCUUGAUCAUCAUUGGUUAUCGCCAUUCGAUAACACCACCGAAAUAUCCGCACUGUGCACGAACGAAAAUCAUGAUAUUGUUAUGCUGAAACGAGGUGUACCUAUGAUGUAUAAUUUAUUUCGUCACGAUGUGAUGUGUUGGCUUGAAAUCCAACGUUAUGUACCGCCACGCUAUAAUCAGUUGAUAUGGUUUCUGCAGUCGUUAGGUUAUUGCGAUGUUAACCGAGAGAUUAAUUGGCGGAGACGAGGCGUUGAGUAUAAUCGUGAUUUUCAACUGAAGAUCACCAGGGCUGCCUUCGCUUUGGUUUGUUACUUAUGCUAUCAUCGCGUUCUUGGCUUCCGACAACGUGACAUCUAG